AUGCAGGCCGCCCAGCGCAGCAAGGGGCCCGCACCCUCCCCAGGCGCAGACCCCGCCGACCCCGCCGGCGCCGCAGCGCAGCCGCCCCGCGGCGAGUCUGGCGCGUGGCGCACGACGGUGCGGCUGUACCAAGACCGUGGGCUGGCCGGCUUUUACCAGGGGCUGAGGCCGAGCCUGGUGAUGGUGGUCAACCCCACGAUUCAGUAUGUGCUAUAUGAGUGGCUCGUGGCCCGCCUGCGCGCGCUGCGGCGCCCCGCGGCCGCCGCCGUCGGGCGGAAGCCGCGGAUCGGGGCCGCUGACGUGUUUGUUCUGUCAUCUCUUGCAAAGGUCGGAGCGACGCUGUGCACCUACCCAAUGCUGGUCGUCAAGAGCCGGCUGCAGGUGGGAGGGAUGACCGCUGCUUGA
Messenger RNA from Monoraphidium neglectum, 405 nucleotides. RefSeq names its product solute carrier family 25 member 17. Gene Ontology annotation, cellular component: peroxisomal membrane. The record is from RefSeq and is a predicted model, not a curated record. The coding region runs from base 1 to 405 and encodes 134 amino acids. The transcript is spliced from 3 exons. Gene Ontology annotation, molecular function: AMP transmembrane transporter activity; ATP transmembrane transporter activity; NAD transmembrane transporter activity. NCBI's taxonomy places the organism in Eukaryota, Viridiplantae, Chlorophyta, Chlorophyceae, Sphaeropleales, Selenastraceae.